AUGCGUCAGCGCGCGGCCUGCCGGGAGGCGGAAGCGGAAGCGCACGUCUCCCCGGGAGCGAUGGCAGCCGGGGGUCUGAGCCGCUCGGAGCGCAAGGCCGCCGAGCGGGUGCGGCGGCUGCGGGAGGAGCAGCAGCGGGAGCACCUCCGCCAGGUGUCGCGCAUCCUGAGGAAGGCGGCGGCCGAGCGCAGCGCGGAGGAGGGCCGGCUCCUGGCGGAGAGCGCAGACCUGGUGACCGAGCUGCAGGGCCGGAGCCGGCGGCGCGAAGGCCUGAAGCGGCGGCAGGAAGAGGUGUGCGAUGACCCCGAAGAGUUGCGGAGGAAAGUGCGGGAGCUGGCUGGCGCCGUGCGGAACUCCAAGUACCUGGUCGUCUACACAGGCGCGGGGAUCAGCACGGCGGCCUCUAUACCGGAUUACCGGGGUCCUAAUGGAGUGUGGACACUGCUUCAGAAAGGGAGGCGUGUUAGUGCUGGCGACCUGAGUGAGGCCGAGCCCACCCUCACCCACAUGAGCAUCGCCCGCUUACACGAGCAGAAGCUGGUGCAGCACGUGGUGUCUCAGAACUGCGACGGGCUCCACCUGCGGAGCGGGCUGCCUCGCUCAGCCAUCUCAGAGCUCCAUGGGAACAUGUACAUUGAAGUCUGCACAGCCUGCACCCCCAACAGGGAGUACGUGCGGGUGUUCGAUGUGACGGAGCGCACGGCUCUGCACCGGCACCAGACGGGCCGGGCCUGCCACAAGUGUGGGGCCCCGCUCCGGGACACCAUUGUGCACUUUGGGGAGAGGGGGACCCUGGGGCAGCCUCUGAACUGGGAGGCGGCCACCCAGGCUGCCAGCAAAGCAGACACGAUCCUGUGUUUAGGCUCCAGCUUAAAGGUUCUAAAGAAGUAUCCGCGCCUCUGGUGCAUGACCAAGCCCCCCAGUCGGCGGCCCAAGCUCUACAUUGUGAACUUGCAGUGGACCCCGAAGGAUGACUGGGCUGUCCUGAAGCUCCACGGGAAGUGUGAUGACGUCAUGCAGCUCCUCAUGGAUGAGCUGGGCCUAGAGAUCCCUGCCUAUAGCAGGUGGCAGGACCCCAUCUUCUCCUUGGCGACCCCGCUGCGGCCCGGCGAAGAGGGCAGCCACAGCCGGAAGUCGCUGAGCAGAAGUCGAGAGGAGCUCCCGGCGGAGGCCCGGGACGCACCGCUGAGUUCAACCCCAGUCCUGGGCGGCUGGUUUGGCAGGGGCUGCGCCAAAGGCGCGAAGAGGAAGAGAGUGACAUAGCCUGGGGCUUGACUGGGAAUAGCAUUGGCACUUUGCGGAUGGCUGGAGCCCCGGUUUGGGCUGGCGGCACCCCGAGGGCCGGGACAGCCCCAUGUGGUGCAGUGAGAAUUCUCCGGGGGUGACAUCUUCACCGGGACACGCUUAGCCAUUUGUUCUGAUGGGCGCCCCCUUGCGCUGCUGUGGGCCUGACAGAUGACCCCAGGCCCAUCCAGGCUCUCCCUGAAGAGGGGGCAGCCACGCCUUCCUGCGGACAGAACCUGGGGCGUCCCAGGGCUGGCCAAGAGGAAAUGAACUCGGCCUUACCCCGCUCACCGGGCUAGUCCGGGCUCGCCCUGCGUCUCCUCCCUCCGAAUGCUAACUUGAUGCGAACCUCGCUCUGCUUUGGUAUGCGGCCAAGGGGCGGUUUGGAGCCUUCGCUCUCGGCAGGCCUCCUUAUUGCCAUUAAACG
Molecule: messenger RNA, 1711 nt
Organism: Pteronotus mesoamericanus
Lineage: Eukaryota; Metazoa; Chordata; Mammalia; Chiroptera; Mormoopidae
Gene: SIRT7
Product: sirtuin 7
Exons: 10
Coding region: 1-1263 (420 amino acids)
Cellular component (GO): nucleus; chromatin
Molecular function (GO): histone H3K18 deacetylase activity, NAD-dependent; NAD+ binding
Source: RefSeq, a predicted model, not a curated record